Molecule: messenger RNA, 660 nt
Organism: Gilbertella persicaria
Lineage: Eukaryota; Fungi; Mucoromycota; Mucoromycetes; Mucorales; Choanephoraceae
Exons: 3
Coding region: 1-660 (219 amino acids)
Source: RefSeq, a predicted model, not a curated record
AUGUUGUACCGUAAAUGGACACUGGAGCAAUUAUUCUCUUAUGACCAAUAUAAAACAAUAGAAAAGACAGCUUAUUUUCCUGUUGUUUAUAUAGCUAACCCUUUUGAUCCCAUUCAUGUCGACAGGUUAAUCAAAGGGCAUGAUCGAGAAGGAUGGAAGAUCCAAGUAACCUGUCAUCAUUACCAAACAAUAGAAAGACUGCGGUUGUAUUUAACAACAAACCCUAUGGCCUUAAACCUGAUGAUAGCUGCUAUAGAGGUUGAUGUAUCUCACUUGUACAUCAUGCUUGACACAGCACAUUAUGUGUCUCGGUCGAUGCGUGUUUAUAUGCCAUGGUGUAAACGUAUUUGGACAUUGGUUACAAGAGCACAUAGGAUGGCAGUCACUGGUGUCUAUUAUUCUGUGUUAGGAGGUGCAUUUUGCUCUUUAGGGAAAAACAAUAAAGACUAUGCAUAUAAAGCGAGUAUAUUAGCCAUUGAACAAAUUAAACUAGCCAAGAAACUCAAAGACCCUAUUCUCGAGUGCAAAUGUUGGUUGUAUUUUGCAGAAGAUUUAAUCCAGUUAGGUCAGUUAGACAAAGCAGAAAAGAUGAUUAGCCAUCAACAGUCUUUUAUUUUGUCCAUGCAGGAUACUACUCAUGUUGGAAGCUGUGUCAAGUAA